This is a messenger RNA of Rotaria sp. Silwood1, 486 nucleotides long. Lineage: Eukaryota; Metazoa; Rotifera; Eurotatoria; Philodinida; Philodinidae. The record is from the annotation of a GenBank genome assembly.
AUGGACACACCACUUAUUCGUGAUCUUGCUCAAUGGACGAAUAGUUUCUUUAAAUCAAUUGGACUUAAACAACUUCCUCCAUCACCACCACCACCUCCACCACCUGUAGCAGCAAAAUCUUUGGUUUCAAGUUCAAUGUUAUCAUCAACUACGAACAAUUUUAUUCGUUGUGCUGGUUUGUCUGGUGCAUCGGCUAUUUGUUUAGGUGUCUAUGGAGCUCAUAUGAUGAAAGACAAUACAUCCGAUGACCUUAGACGUUUAUUUGAAUUGGCACAAACAUAUCAUUUACUACAUUCAGUAGCUUUACUUGGUUUACCAUUAGUUUCUCGACCAAUGGUUACUGGUUCUUUAUUUCUCGGUGGUAUGGUACUUUUCUGUGGUCCAAUGUAUUUUCAUGCUAUUCGUAAUGAUACGCGAUUUCGUCCUAUAACACCAUAUGGUGGUAUUCUUCUCAUUGCUGGAUGGUUGUCUAUCAUUAUACUUUGA